This is a messenger RNA of Scylla paramamosain (green mud crab), 750 nucleotides long. RefSeq lists its product as uncharacterized. The transcript has a single exon. Lineage: Eukaryota; Metazoa; Arthropoda; Malacostraca; Decapoda; Portunidae. Bases 1 to 750 code for a protein of 249 amino acids. The record is from RefSeq and is a predicted model, not a curated record.
AUGGGCUACUGCUACGGCACAAUAAAAGCACACAAACCGGGGAAUAAGCUUAGACCCAUCAUUUCACAAAUCCCUACCCCCACCUACAACAUCACGAAGAAACUCUGCAAGAUAUUUACACCCUAUGUACCAGCAACAUACAGCCUGAGCUCGGCAAUAGAUUUCCUGGACAUCCUGAAGAACAGCAAGACAAAAAGAACCAUCGCUUCACUGGACGUCGAGUCGCUGUUCACUAACGUACCUGUCGACCGCACUAUCAACUACAUCAUCGAACGAAUUGAUAGAGAUGACACGAAGCCGCCACUAGAUGUCGCUGAAGAAGUCUUACGAGACCUGUUACAAUGUUGCACCAAAGAAGCACCCUUCACCUGUCCUCGAGGACAGAAAUAUCAGCAAGUAGAUGGUGUAGCAAUGGGAUCACCACUCGGAGUCCUCCUGUCAAAUUUCUUCAUGGGCUGCGUAGAAGAAGUCUUCAGUAAAAUCAGCAAAUCAGACGUCUACUGCCGUUACAUUGACGAUAUCUUCAUCAAAACAAAAGAGGAAGAGGAAAUUGAACAUCUAAGAACCUACCUGCAAGAGACUUCUGGACUAAACUUCACCAUAGAGAAAAGCAGUGAAGGAAAAAUGCCAUUUCUUGACGUGUUAAUCACACAAACUGAAGAGAGUUUCUCCACCAGCCAAUCAAACCAACUAACACAGUGUUUAAAUGGAGGAAGUGAGUGCCUCCAACGCUACAAAGACUCGACAUAA